Messenger RNA from Symbiodinium sp. CCMP2456, 705 nucleotides. The record is from the annotation of a GenBank genome assembly. Lineage: Eukaryota; Dinophyceae; Suessiales; Symbiodiniaceae.
AUGGGGUGCAGCGCAAGCUGCGAGACUCAAAGCCAGACGACUCAAAGCCAGACGGUGACGGUGUGCUACGUGCCGAACUCCUUCCAGUCACCUCCGACCCGAGCACUACCACCGGAUGAGUCUACGCACAAGCAAUACUUGCGAGAGCUCAACCUCUACCUCAUCCGUGUGGCAAAGAACCCAGACGCUUUCCAGAGGAAGGUGGAGAAGCGUCGCAAAGAGGAGUUUCGCGACCUGUGGUGCCAUACCGUAACCGGAGGAAUCUGGGUGUUCGCAGGUUGCAUGUGGGCAGCCUUUGUGUCACCAUUUCAACAUAAGUUCGCUUUGCAGUUGGGGGCAGACAUCUGGGACCUGGGAAUCGAUAUGUGGCACUACAACGUCAGUGGUAUUUUUGCGAAACUCCUCUUCACAAUCUCUCAGCACGCCUCUUUCAUGCCCGACGAUCCUGCGAUGGCUCGCUCCCUCAUUCUGACCGGAGCCGUUCUCCUUUGCAGUGGUGCGCUCUUCACGGCCUUCGUGGCGGCGCCCCGUGCCGCUCCUGCUCCAAGCAUGCCUCCCGCCGCCACUGCAGCCUUGAGUGCUGUGACUCUGGUGGCUCCUCAGGCGGCUCAUGCUGAGGACGGUGCCGUUUGGAUCCCCGCUUUGUCUGCCAUCGGGGCCGGCUUCGCCAUCGGCUUGGCCGCCAUCGGCUCGGGUGUGGGCCAG